CUCGAGCCUUGCGACACCAUCAUCCACCGCGCCGCACAGCCACUGCUCACAAUGGCGGACCAAGAUCACUCACGCGAGGUCUCUCGCCUAUGGCGCGUCCUCCGAACUACGAAGCAAAUGUGCCAGGACCGAGGCUACGAGUUGACCGACGAAGAGUGCAACAUCUCCCUCGACGAAUUCCGAAACGAGUACACCGAACAAGAUGGCUCGCCCAGUCGCGCCAAAAUGGCCUUCACUGCCCGACCCUCAGACGCCAUGAUCAAACGCUACACGCCGCUCCCACGACCCGGCCAGCCCGAACGAGAACCCGAAAUCGGAACGAUUCACGUCGAGUUCUUCAACGAGCCCUCGGUCGGCAUCAAGCAGCUUAAGGGAUUCGUUCAAACCCUAUCAGAGAAAAACUACUACACGGGAGUCUACGUUACCGCUGUCGCUCCCACAUCUGCUGCGAAUAAGAUCAUUCCUAGCGUCCUGCCGACCAUCUUGGAGAUUUUCAAGGAGGAGGAUCUGCUUGUCAACAUUUCGAAACAUGAGUUGGUGCCGAAGCAUCUUCUGCUAUCACCGGAAGAGAAGCAGGGUCUGCUGGUGCGAUAUCGUUUGAAAGAUACACAGCUCCCGCGAAUCAGGUCUGAGGAUCCCAUGGCAAAAUAUCUCGCUCUACGGCGCGGCCAGGUGGUCAAGAUCAUCAGGAAGUCAGAAACCGCCGGGCGGUAUGCUUCAUACAGAACUGUGGUUUGAGAGGCCUAGGGAUUUGGGACACAAAAGUUUUACGAGCGCGCAGAAAUAUGCACGAGAGGUCAAAGCAUAGCGGGGCGUUGAGUGCUUCAUGUAAGAGUAAGGUGACAACUUCAGCGGGCGGCUUUAGUCAAGCAUAGCAAAACUGCACUGCACCACUUGCCAGAGCUCGUCUCGUGCUCAGGGGGAAGUGCCGGCUGCCACGUUGCUCAGGGCGAUGCCGAUUCGCGUGUCGCCUUAGAAAUGCGACAAAUAGUCGAGAGUCGACGUGAAUAUCCCAGGCACAGUGGACGGGCUCGUUGGGUAGCAUAGACUAGGCGUCAAGAUGCAGAUAGAGCUUCAUGAUUUGGCUUCAGAGGUUCAAAAUCAACCACAUUUCGCGUAGCUUCCAA
This is a messenger RNA of Cercospora beticola, 1127 nucleotides long. It is a transcript of the gene RPB5, whose product is annotated as DNA-directed RNA polymerase core subunit RPB5. Gene Ontology annotation, molecular function: DNA binding. The record is from RefSeq and is a predicted model, not a curated record. Gene Ontology annotation, biological process: DNA-templated transcription. NCBI's taxonomy places the organism in Eukaryota, Fungi, Ascomycota, Dothideomycetes, Mycosphaerellales, Mycosphaerellaceae. Gene Ontology annotation, cellular component: RNA polymerase III complex; RNA polymerase I complex; RNA polymerase II, core complex.